AGAUUACUCAGUGUUCUUGAAACAAAACGAAUCGGAAUCGUUCACGGUACAACACUUGUUAGAAGGGAAAUACGUUUAGCGAACACUGGCAAAGGAAUCUUGAACGCAACUCGUCACCGGGUUUAGUUUAUGAUGGUGACUCUGGUGGAGGUGCUGAGUCUCCUGCUGGUGUCGGUGUUAUGGGGCUGCACCAAUCCUUUCCUCAAGAGAGCCUCGGAGGGAAUCGAACAUGUAUCCAAGUCCGGCAAAGUCGCUCAGCUUCUCGCUGAGCUCAAGUUUCUCUUCCUUAAUGUCAAGUACCUCGUCCCAUUUGUCCUGAACCAAAGUGGUUCUUUGGUUUACUAUUACACACUUUCCACUGCAGACUUGUCACUGGCUGUUCCCGUGUCCAACUCUCUCACCUUCCUGUGGACUAUCCUUACUGGCAAGUUGCUGGGUGAACACUUUGGAGGCAAACAGGCCCUUGCUGGAAUGUUCCUCACUAUGGUUGGGAUCACGUUAUGUAUUAUAAGCUCCGUAGAGGACGCCGGGACUCAGGCUCAGUCCUGAAUACGGUCCAGGGUUCAUGAACACAGUCAUGAGAGCAUUUGCUAUUUAUUACACUGUGAUGCCUUGACUUAUGAGUUUAAUUUGUUCCAUAACCAUGGUUUUAACUCAAAACGCUCAUAUAAUCCUUCCCCACUGAAAUAAAUAGAAAUGCUGUUAAAAAAAUAUUCCAUUCCCGCCCAUGAUCAAACCAAAAAAAAAAAAACCAAACUUUUUUUUAGUCAUGUUUUUAAUAAGAAAAAUAAAGCAUGGCUUUGAAAACGAACUUUUAACCUGAUAACAUUUAGUGUUGCAAUAACACUCCAUAAAGGUGCUAUCCAGGGGUAAGAUAAAAGAUAACAGGACAACUCGAGGCCGUGGUUGUGUGUCUGCGAGUGUCUGACAAAUGAUUGACGUUGACUUUGAUUGGUUGUUUUUCUUCAAGUGCAGUGGUUAAUUGUAUCUCAAAUUAGAGUCACAAAGUGCGGCCGGAGACGGCAGAUUUUUUUUUUCUUUCUCAGAUCAUAUUUGUCAUGUUAUAAUACUCUACAUAAGCACUCUGGUUUGAAUAUGGAAAUCUUUUUUUUUUUUUGGGGGGGGGGGUUGCAAAACUCGUAAGUCAAAUUACUUGUAAGUCAAUACACAACUGUAUAAAUAAGUAAAUAUAGAAUGAGAUAAACACCUAUAUGCACUGGAGC
Syngnathoides biaculeatus (alligator pipefish) is the source of this 1223-nucleotide messenger RNA. It is a transcript of the gene tmem234, whose product is annotated as transmembrane protein 234. Bases 130 to 549 code for a protein of 139 amino acids. NCBI's taxonomy places the organism in Eukaryota, Metazoa, Chordata, Actinopteri, Syngnathiformes, Syngnathidae. The transcript has 5 exons. The record is from RefSeq and is a predicted model, not a curated record.